UUAUCUGUGCAGUGCAAAUACUGAAGGCAGCCAAUUUCUCCUCCAGGACGAGUUGGCAGUUUAUCUAAUUUUCUCAAGAUUUGGGUUCUGGACAACGUGUCGAUUUUCUUUCGGGAUUUUUGUUGGCCGUUCAAAUCAGAAUGGCAGAGCCGAGCCCCCGAUAUCAGCAGCUGCCCAACGUGGACGAAGCUGAAGGUAACCAUCACGUAGAUGGAGACGCGCCCCCUCCUUAUUGCAGCGUCACAGAGGACAGUGCUGCUUAUUUUGACUUCAAGGAGGAUGUGAGUUUCCCCAAGCCGCCGUCCUACAACGUGGCGACCACACUACCUUCCUACAACGAGGCAGAGAGGACCAAAGCGGAGACCCCGGCUCCCUUGGUAAUCGCAAGGGAUGAAGACUUUGGAAUCAGAGAUGACUUUGCAGAUGGCGAACAGUUGAGGAUAGGAACCAAUGGCGUCUUCAUCCUCACCUUCUUCCUGGCAUUCCUGUUCAACUGGAUUGGAUAUCUGAUAUCCGUCUGUUUGACCACAUCGGCGGCCGGGCGCUGCGGGGCCGCCAGCGGAUUUGGUCUCUCCCUUUUCAAAUGGCUCCUCAUUGUCAGGUUCUGUUCGUAUUUUCCUGAUUACUUUGAGGGACAAUACUGGGUUUGGUGGGUGUCCCUGGUGGCUGGCUUCUUGAUGUUCCUCCGAGGCUUCGUCACCUACGCACAAAUCCGCAAGAUGGGCGACACCUUCACACUGCCCAGCACCCGAGUCCUUGUAAUCUACUGAGCUCAGUGACAUCAUAAUGCCAUUGUUUGAAGAAGAAAAAAAAAACAAUUUCUUUCCAUUCCUCUGCUAGAUAUAAAAAAAGGACAAACAAAAUCGUUUUUGUCCUCUUGCAAAUUCAAUUAAAAUAAAUGACCCUCACUCGUUUGGUGUUGUAACAGUGCUAAUUGCGAUUCUCAAGUGUAUUCCUUAUUUACUUGCGUGGGCGAAAUGCACUGUUUAGCCACCAGGGAGCAGUCUUGCCUGUAUCAUUUUAGGAAAGAUGCUUGGGAGGGAUGUUGGGCUCACAGGGCAAGGCAUAUAUCCUAGAUUUAACUUGUUUUUAUUCAUUAUUUUUUUGGUAAGUCAAUAUGUUUGAUUAUGCAGGCUGUAUAAGGAAUAAUAAUUCGUUGGGGUUUUUUUUAUGUGGAAAAAAAAAAAGGGCCAAACACGCUGGUGUUAAUGUUUAUCGUCCGGAAAUUUGCAAAAUGUAAAUGAAAACAAGCCUAACAAUGUAUUAAGGUAUCUAUUAAAGGUAGAAAUGGAA
Syngnathus typhle (broad-nosed pipefish) is the source of this 1293-nucleotide messenger RNA. RefSeq names its product NEDD4 family-interacting protein 1-like. Lineage: Eukaryota; Metazoa; Chordata; Actinopteri; Syngnathiformes; Syngnathidae. Gene Ontology annotation, cellular component: perinuclear region of cytoplasm; endoplasmic reticulum; Golgi apparatus. The coding region runs from base 141 to 770 and encodes 209 amino acids. Gene Ontology annotation, molecular function: WW domain binding. Gene Ontology annotation, biological process: positive regulation of protein ubiquitination; vacuolar transport; ubiquitin-dependent protein catabolic process. The record is from RefSeq and is a predicted model, not a curated record. The transcript has 7 exons.